This is a messenger RNA of Spirometra erinaceieuropaei, 3098 nucleotides long. The record is from the annotation of a GenBank genome assembly. Lineage: Eukaryota; Metazoa; Platyhelminthes; Cestoda; Diphyllobothriidea; Diphyllobothriidae.
AUGGUUGGACUUCCUGAGCUUGAGAGACUGCAGCAGCAACCCGCUGGGGCCACGAUGUCUGCGAGCAGUGGUGCGGUGUGCGUCGAGCUGUCCGCUAUCAGCAUACGAUUCACCAAUCAGCAUCCCGUGCGGCCACGCGUUCGCUUGCGCACACCCGCAGCCGUCACAUUGCGAUUGGUCAAUCCAACUUCUCCUUACACUCCUUCUUCUUUAUUGGCUUGGUGGGUGACCGGACUGACAGAGCACAGCCAACGCCACCCUGAUCGUCAAUCAAGUCGUAUAACGACCAGAAUAUCCUCAGCUCUUGCGUCUCUGGCAAGGGCCUUCACUAUGGUGGCAGUAUCCAGACGACAAACGCAGGCAAUUUCCGUCUGCGCUCGGUCAUCAUAGAUUUGAAUUUGCCGCAACUCCUCCUCGAGUGGCCUCGUUCAAUGAUCAGUUGAGCGCAGGCUGAAUCGUUGACAAAUAAUAAAGACAAACACUCAGAAGUAAUGGGCACCAGUAGGAAAACCAAACCUUAGGACGGUGUCAUUAAUACCGAUAGGUACAUAUGCAUAUCCGCAGCUGACUGCCUUCGACGAGACCUAGUUUGUGAUAAACUCCCAGUUGCCAUCAGAGGUCAGGCUAACAAAAAUAUCGCUCCCCGUUUCUAGGUCAUUUCUGCCCUAUAGCGUUGUUUAAGUUGAUAUUAGCUUUCGCCACUCGGUAUGAGCCCUCGGUACGCCAAAAGCUCGGUCAGUUUUAGAUGCAUUUCCUCCCACUCAUACAGAAAGACUUUGGUCCUUACAUGGUAUACUGCAAGGGCAAAGAAAGGAAAGCCGGUCCUCACUUUUUAGGUGCUUUCAUAAAUCACAGGAAUACAAGGAGUAGACGUUUGCCUCAGAAGUGUAGAGUACAGUCAUGAGGAGGCACCGUCUAUGGAUGGCAAACCGACCCAUAGUUCGGGCAAUUCACGAUGGGUUGUAACAUAACAAUAAACUUUGAUCGAACAAAUAUGAUCAGAUGUAAUUGAGGUAAAGGUGCUGGUACUGAUUACUGACAUGUCCUGGCUCAGUCUUCAGGAUGAUACUGUCUCCACCAGCCCACUCUGUAAAAGGAGAACAUGAUUAUGGUUAUGCAGUCGCGCCCGAUGGACACGAUAAUGUUAGUGGCUAGGGUUAGGGAUCAAGGUUAAGGGGUGAGAGUUAGCGGUUAGGGCAACCAUUGCUCCACCACUCGAAGUACAAUCGCGCAUUCUCAAUAGCUUUGCUUUUGCAUACAAUUACCUGACCUCGUCGUCUGUGCGUUCCCCGGCCCCGCCUGUAAAAACACCUAUUACCGCCGGUCCCGUAUUACAGGUAGCUGGUGUUUGUUUGACUCAGGUGGGGCUACAUAACCACAUCUGACCAACAUGACACCCAAUGGCUUUCUGCGAGAGUAACUUGAGGAGUGGGUGGUACUCAAGGUUCGGGGAGCCCAAUCACUUACAACUUCACCCAGUUCCGUUGAUUCUUCGAGCACAGCACAGAAACAGCUGGCCGAGGCAUGGUUCGGCGAAUUUCAAAAAAGGGUCUAUGACGUGAUUUCGGCAUGCGAUCGGCGGGAGGGCUGGGAAGAGGGAGUAAAUCUGUAAGUAAUCCUGCCUUCUUAGGGCAGAAAUCGGUAAGCGUAUGCUUUUAUUCCUUGCAUUUUCAUUUAGUCUCUAUGCUCAGUUUAGCACCUGCUGCAACUAAUUCUUCAACGGUGAGUGACGAAGGAUCAAGGAUAGCCGUGGAACCAACCCCUCAGCCUGCAUCUGUAACACUGGCUGUGCUGCACGCUGUAGUUCGGUGUACCGUGUAUUUUGAUGCCUCUAUGACAACGCCACAGACAACAUCUUCGUCUGCAUCCCACCCACCAGAUAGAGCACGCAUCCGGAGCAAGGAAUUCUCCCUAAGAGUCAGCCUGAACUUUGAAGGAACAGUGAAACCAUGGACACGACCUUCGCGCUCGCCAAAUGCAGGAGAGGUGACAGGGAGUGCGGGUGGUGGGUCCGACGAAAGCCCUCGGCACAGUGAAUCGCGAUGCUGAAAAGUGAGGGUCUGGAAUGAUUCACACAAAUGGCAGAACAGUUACACGCGCGGGUGAUGGCGAACGUCAUGGACAGUCCUUGAAGCAUUCACGGUGAUAAAUUGGUGAACCAGGGCUGCAUAUCCGCUCCCAGCUGGACGGGUUGAUCUGCAGACGUUUCAGGGAAGUCUUCAGAGUGUCCUUGUAUCCACAGACUCGGCCUCCUUGGCGGCGGGAACCCAUGGCAACAUCUCAUGGAAGAGUCAUUUGAGCAGCCUCUCGUCGUCCAUCCGUACGAGGUAGCAGACCCAGCGUAGUUGCAGUUGUCUCAGCAUGGCGUAGACGCUGAGGAUUCUUGUCCUUUUCAGUACAUCUGUGUCCGGGGUUUGGUUCCACCGUCUCAGCUUCAAUGCCUAUCGAGGACAGCUGAGGUGGAAGUGAUUGAGUCUUCGCGCCUGCUUCUUGUAGAUCGUCCAGGUCUCCGCUCCAUACAGCAGGGUCGCAGAAUGACUGCCCUACACAUCUUGAGCUGGGUGUUGAGACGGAGGCCGUGACGGUUCCAGACGGUCUUCUGCAGACGGCCGAAGGCUUAGCUGGCUUUGGAAAUCCGAUGAGCCACUUCAUCGUCGACUUUGGUGUUACGGGAGAGCGUGCUGUCCCAGGUAGGUGAAGUUUUCCACGACUUGCAGUUGGACGCCGUUCACGUUGCUUUGAGGUGCGACGUAGACAGCGUCGGGUGGCGGUUGAUGCAUGACCACCGUCUUCUCCGUGUUCAUGAUCAGGCCAAAGUUGUCGCAGGAGGCGAAGAAGAGAUCCAUGCUUCUUUGCAUGUCCCCUUUCGAGGUGGUGUUGAGGACGCAGUCGUCAGCGAAGAGAAGUUCAUGAACGGCAGUUGUGGAUACAUGCGACUUGAACUGGAUCCCCCGGUGGUUGAGAAGGUGGCCGUCCGUCCUUUAAGCGACGCGGAUCCCGGGGCGUUCGUCACGGCAGGCGUCCAUCAGCAUGGCAGAGAACAUGAGACUGAAAACGCAGCCCUGCUUCACUCCGUUGGUCGCUGUGAAUGCCUCUGA